This is a messenger RNA of Leguminivora glycinivorella, 1518 nucleotides long. RefSeq names its product transcription factor SOX-8-like. The record is from RefSeq and is a predicted model, not a curated record. Gene Ontology annotation, cellular component: nucleus. The transcript has 3 exons. The coding region runs from base 79 to 735 and encodes 218 amino acids. Gene Ontology annotation, biological process: regulation of transcription by RNA polymerase II. NCBI's taxonomy places the organism in Eukaryota, Metazoa, Arthropoda, Insecta, Lepidoptera, Tortricidae. Gene Ontology annotation, molecular function: DNA-binding transcription factor activity, RNA polymerase II-specific; RNA polymerase II cis-regulatory region sequence-specific DNA binding.
CACGCAUCUCGCGGCUCUAUUCGAACCCCGAACCCGUGUUGUAUAAUAUUGAAAAAAAAAAACCUAUACAGUGUGAAAAUGAGUUGGGGCCCUGAUCAUGAUCGACCUUGCGCUACGCUGGAAAUCAACGAGGCGGUGGGAAAGCUGCUUCAGACUUUCAAUUAUGAAACUAUUGUGCCGCAGCCUUCCAGAGGCGGCGGCUACAACCGGCGGCAGCACGUGAAACGGCCGAUGAACGCGUUCAUGGUGUUCGCGCAGGCCAUGCGCCGGCGGCUGUCCGAGCAGCGGCCCUCGCUGCACAACGCCGAGCUCAGCAAGUCGCUCGGCUCUAUGUGGAAGAGUCUGAGCGAAGACCAAAAGUUGCCAUUCGUGAAGGAAGCUGACAAACUGAAGACGCAACACAAGAUAGAAUACCCUGACUACAAGUAUCAUCCGAGGCGUAGGAAGCCUCCACCGGCGGCGCCACCGCGACUAAAGCGCGAACCUUCAUUGGAACGAUCACAAAUAGACUUUUCUAGAAUAGAAGUAGACGGAGGUUUAUUAGAGGACGGGCCGCCCGACGGUGCGGAGUUGGAUCAGUACCUGAAACCUACGCAUGCCUCACACUCGGCGGAAUACCACGAGCUCCAGCCGCCGCGUUACGUCACUCACACCCACCACGCCUCCGCCAUCUACCCCGCGCCCCCGAAUCUCUACCCGCCAUGCCACGACUGGGUGCAGUACCCACAUCCAUAAGCCAAAACGUUUAGGUAUUUAUGAGGAGACAGAUUUUUUUCUACUUUAUGAAAUAUAGGUCACUUGACACAGUUGCGCGCCGCCGCCAUAUGCUUUCCGUGGAAGCGCACGUGCGUUUACUUAUCAAAGCGCAACACAAAAUAUUUAAAUAAACAAAUUCGGCAUCAAGAUCUCUUUCACGUUAGUUACAAAUCAACUCGAUUUUAUAAUUGUUCUCGAAACUCGUAAUUCUAACUGCAUAGGUAUGCGUAAUGAUGAUGUUAUAUCAAGAUAUUCCUUUGAUUCCAAAGUUAAUUAAACUUUUAAUAGGUUCCUAGUCUAAGUUAAUUUUUAAUUAAGCUUUUAUUAUUCAUAUUGAGUAAGUAAGUUAUAAUUUGUGAUUAAAUUGUGUACACUGAAAGUUGUUUAGUUGUAAGUAGAUUGAUAGAUAUGUCAGGAAGAUUUACUACGGAGCUUGCGGUCUCGCGUAAAAAUAUUCAUGAAACGCGGAUCCAUGUGUUACCUAUGAGGAUCUUGUGACUUCACUAUACUUAAUACGUUGGUUUUGCUAGCUGUCUAACUUUAUUGUGUAUAGAGACCUAAAAGGGACAUACCAUAAACAUUAAUUACCUAAUAAAGCGAAUUAAGUAGGUACCCACGACAUGUUAAUUCGCUUGUCACAAAAUGUUAAAUACUUUAGCUGUAGUUAGCUGCAUUGAAUCUGCAUUCUCAAAAUAGUUUUAUUUAAGUUUAUUUAAGAUUAUUAUUGUUAAAACUUAAUCAGAACCAAUAAAACAAAUGUUU